AUGUUUCUAGAAGUCGUAGCAAAGCCAGACACCUGGUGUAACUCUGAUCUCCAACCUGUGAGCAAGACAGAUCCGUUAGCUGUCUGCCUGAAGCUGAAGCAGCCAGGGUUUUGUACUGGGGACCUUCACAUGAGACCUUUAGCUGAGAAAGUUUCAGAGUUGGCCGUGCAAACUUUGGUAAAUAGUUGCAUAUUUUACUUGACCUUCUUUUUAACUGUUUUGCUUUUGUUUGUUACAAAGCCAUACUUGUUAAGGCUUCGACCAAAAUAAUUUUUGGAAAAGAGCCAUGUCCUGUGGAUAAAAUGUACUGCAGAAAAUCCAUAAAUGUAUUUAUUGGUUAUUAAAUGUCUCAUGAAUUAAUGAAUGCAUUUUAUGUUGAAAAAUGUACUCUAUGGAGACCUGAAUAGGAAGCCUGUUGAGUCCAUCAAUUCAUGUACGGGAUGUUGUGUAUACUAACAAUGCAGGUAUCAAUUUAAUUUUCAGAUUUUCUCUGUGAUACAUGGGAAAAUUUGCUUCACAUUAAAUGGCAUCUCAACAAUUGUGGAUUCUGGUGUGGACUUUUUUAUUCCUAGAGGUAAUUAUCAAUGUCAGUCUUUCAAUUAA
This is a messenger RNA of Lymnaea stagnalis (great pond snail), 603 nucleotides long. The record is from the annotation of a GenBank genome assembly. NCBI's taxonomy places the organism in Eukaryota, Metazoa, Mollusca, Gastropoda, Lymnaeidae.